AUGAGCAAAGGAAAAUCGAAUGAUUUCGAUGAUUCUAUUGUGAAUGACCUGAAACAAAUGAUCGAGGAUAGCAGUCCAUAUGCAAAGAUUUAUAGAAUGGCUGCUGAUCAUAUUUCACGAGAUAACUCAGUGGAUGUGAAGCUUCGUCUCAUAGGAAAAAGAUCAAGAGAUGGAAGGACAUACAAUAUGCCAACUACAACAGAGGUGGCUACUCUUAUUGUUGGAGAUUUUGAGUGUAUGCCUGAUAAGAGAGACCCAAAAAGAGAAAGAAAAAAAAAGGAUGAAUCUCAAUCCAGUGAUCCCUCCAAAAAGAAGAAGAACAACGAAGAAGAGUCGGAAGAGAGCAAAAGGAAUAAUCUCACAUUGAGGGAAUUCUUAGCAUUCAGAAUGCAAGAUAGGGAAGAUGAAGGUCAACAACUUCUUCUUUCCAGACGUUUGCUUCAACAAUUUAUUGUCGACGGAUACACCAUGAUGGAAACUCAAAUGCUACAAUGGAUCCGUUACAACCAACCAUCUCUUAGGUCGGAAAGAUACAAUAAUCUUAAUGAUUCAAAAAAUAAAGGAAACACAGACAGUUCAUGUGUUGGCAAACCUCUCAUUCUUCCCUCAUCUUUCACCGGAGGAAAGUGGUGGACUGGAUAUCCAUCAUUGUUUAUUACUUUCACAUGUAAUCCGAAAUGGCCUGAGAUAUCGAGAUUUGUUAAAAAAAGGGAACUGAGGCCGGAAGAUAGGCAAGAUAUAUCCGUUCGUAUCUUCAGAAUCAAACUUCGCGAACUUUUGGCUGAUUUGAAGAGCGGAAAAGUGUUUGGCCAACCAACUGCACAAAUUCCAAAGAUAGAAGAAAAUCUCGAACUAGAUAACGCAGUUGCUGAAUGUAUGAUGCACGGUCCAGACAGAUUAAACUCACCUUGCAUGGUGAAUUCAAAGUGCUCAAAGAGAUACCCGAAGGACUACACUGAUCAUACAAAACUUGAUGAUAACGGAUACCCAACCUAUAUGAGGAGAGACACUGGAAUAACCGGACAAUCCGUGAAGUAUCUUUUUAAGUACAUCAACAAGGGCAGUGACAGGAUGGGUGCCAGAAUAACUAAGACCAAUAACGAUGAAAUUAGUGAGUACGUCGAUUGUAGAUACAUUUAUGCGUGCGAGGCUAUGUGGAGAAUAUUUGAGUUCAAAAUUCACCAUCGGACUCCGCAUAUAGAACGUUUGUCUUUCCAUUUGGAAGGAGAGCAAACAUGUGUGUUUAGAGAAGGCGAUUACAUUGAUAAUGUGUUGGUCAAGAAUACCAUUGCAGAAUCUCAAUUUCUACAAUGGAUGGAAAUAAAUAAAACAGAUCCAGAUGCUCGGAAGUUGUUGUAUAGUGAGUUUCCACAACAUUACGUGUGGAAUGUAAAAGAUCAAGUAUGGACCAAAAGAGACCGAGGUUUUGGCAUUGGACGCAUCUUCCAUGUCUCCCCGUCCACCGGAAAAAUAUAUCAUCUUAGGAUACUACUGAAUCAUGUGAGGGGUGCGACAUGUUAUGAGGACUUUCGAAGGGUGAAUGGAGAACUAAAAGAGAGUUAUAAGGAAGCAUGCUAUGCAAUGGGUUUGUUAGAUGAUGAUAAGGAGUACAUCGAAGGAAUUAUUGAAGCAAGUUCAUGGGAUUUUGGAGAUUACCUACGUCGCCACUUUACUACUUUACAGUAUGUCAAUGGCGGAGAGAGUGUGGGAACAAACUUGGGCGAUUGCUAUCAGACGACAUCCUUCACACUAAGCGAAAGAGUCUUAAAAAUCCAGUUAACGAAUGAUCAAAUAAAAAAUAUCACGUUGGCUGAAAUUGAAAAGUUACUCAUUGCUAACUCCAGCAGUCUAAUUCGUUUUCCUGGCAUGCCCAUGCCAAAUGAAACUAUUAUCUCUGACGCUGAAAACCCGCUCAUAUUGGAAGAGACAUCUUACAGCAUGGAAGACAUGAGGGCAGAGCACGCUAAGCUAUAUCCAUGUUUAACGGAUAAGCAAAGGAUGGUUUAUCAGAAGAUAAUUAACGCAAUUGAUAGUGGCGAAGGUUGA
This is a messenger RNA of Salvia miltiorrhiza (redroot sage), 2046 nucleotides long. RefSeq lists its product as uncharacterized. The record is from RefSeq and is a predicted model, not a curated record. The transcript has 7 exons. Lineage: Eukaryota; Viridiplantae; Streptophyta; Magnoliopsida; Lamiales; Lamiaceae. The coding region runs from base 1 to 2046 and encodes 681 amino acids.